UGUGGCUACACCUCCCCCCCCCGGAGCCAAUCUCCUUCGCGGUCAGAGCCCGGCUGCUGGGCAGGAGGAAACAGAAAUCAGCUGAAGUUUUACUUUCGUUUCCCCGGGAUUAAAUCUUGGACACUGGCAGAGCGAGUUGAGGGACAGUUCUCCAACAGAGUUUGGCUUUAGUCCCAGCCCAGGAGGAGAAAUCAAUCAACUGGAGCCCAGCCUGUCACCCGCUGCAUUAUGGGAAAUGCAAAUAAUAAAGGGCUGAUCCCACCCCCAUCCUCGAAGCCAACUCCAGAGGGGAUGGUGGAGCGACUCCAGGAGGACGUCACCUGCUCCAUUUGCCUGGACAUCUUGGAGGACCCCAUCUCCAUCGAGUGUGGCCACAACUUCUGCCGGUGCUGCCUCGUGACUCACUGGAGUGGGGUCUCGGCUUGGGGGUACGAGUGCCCCGAGUGCCGGGCUCCCUGCUCCAGUAACCGGAUGACUCCAGACACACGUCUCAAAAGCCUGGUGGAGAAAAUCAGAAACCUGCCACGUGUAGAGACGUUGACAGCGACAGGGACAGCGAGCCCUGAGCAGGGGCCGGGGGCUCAGCCAGAGCCGGGGCGCCCGGUGCAGCUGGUGCAUCUGGACAAGGAAGGAGGCCUGACCCUGGACCAGGAGGCCCUGAGCUGCUGCCUGGAGCAGGGUGGGGUGGGGGAUGCCCCUGUCUGCCUGGUGUCCAUUGUUGGGGAGCAGCGCCGGGGCAAAUCCUUCCUGCUGAACUACCUGCUGCGCCGGCUCCGGAGCCUGGAUGUGAAGGACGGAUCCUGGAUGGGCCGGGAGGAGGAGCCCCUGGAGGGGUUCGAGUGGCGAGUUGGUGCCCACAGCGUCACCAAGGGGGUGUGGGUGUGGAGUCAGCCCUUCUGGGUCCCCUCCGAGGGGGGGCAGGUGGCUGUGCUGCUGGUCGACCCCGAGGGCUCCAUGGACAUCACCAGAGACACGGAGACCAGCGUCAAACUCUCCGCCCUCUCCAUGCUGCUUGGCUCCUACCAGAUCCUGAAUGUUUCCAGCCAGCUAAAGGACCCCGAUCUAGAAUAUCUGGAGAUGUUUCUGCACGUGGCCGAAGAGGUGGGAAAGGAAUACGAGCUGGAGUCCGUUCAGCACUUAGACCUGCUGGUGCGGGAUUGGAGCAACUCCCUGGUCCUUGGAACUGACGGUGGGAAGGAGCAUCUGAGAGACGUCCGACAGAUGCUGAAGGCGAGGUCCCCUUGCAAACACCCCAAGGCCCUGGAAGCGCUGAGCAGAAGCAGCACCCGCUGUUACCUGAUGCCCUUCCCCGGCAAGCGGAUCAUGACUGGAAGCCAGGGAUGCCUGAGAGACAUGGAUGACGAUUUCCGGGACAGCCUGAGGGACUACGUCACCGGCCUGGUGGACUCGGCCGGUCAACACGUCUGGAGGGACCGGCAUGGGGCACUGCUCACCGGCACACAGCUUGCUGCCAAGAUAAAGAAAUUCUCUGAUCUGAUGAAGAAACAUUGCUUCGGCUUCUCCUCUCCCACUCAGAUGGCCAUCAUCUUCCACAACCAGAGAGUCCUGGACAGGGCCAGCGCAGACCACGCUGUGUUUCUGAAGGAGAAGGACGGCGACUCCCGGAACAUGUUCGCCUGCCUGAAGGUGCGGCCAAGCAAGAUGGCAGAGCUGUUCACGGAGCGGCACGGGCAGUUGCUGUGGCGGUGCCAGACGGACAUGCGGGAGCCGGCACCGGAGAAAAAGGCCCAGCUGACGGAGCUGAAGGCAGAGCUGACGCGGGAGGCUGGGACCUUCCUGGAGAUCUACGGGAAGCGCUUCAAGAAAUUCGCCAUUUUGGCGGGCGUGGGCGCAGGGGCGUUGGUCCUGGGACCGGUGGGCAGCGCUGCCAGUGCCGGGAUCGCCGCCGCUGCCAUCGCUGCUGAGGUGGCUGUGGCCAUUGGGGCUGGGACGGGCGCCGUGGCCGGGAUUGUCGUGGGUGUGGGUGUGGGUGGGGGAGUUGGUGGGAACAUUGCCCAGAAGGAUAGGGAGAGGGCCGGGGCUGCUGGUGGCAGGAGGGAGGAGGGGGAUGGCACUGAGGAUCUGUCUGAGGAGAAACCCCUGAUCUGAUCAGUGCCCUCCCCCCCCGCCCCAAUCUUGGGCUGAUGAAUGGGAUGACGGGUCUGCCACGUGGCACAGACACGUUCCCCACAAGCCACCGCAGAGAGGGGAGCCAUCGCCCCCAGAUUCUAAGAAGGGACGUUUAGAUCCUCUAGUCUGACCUGCUGUGCCACCCAGCUGGAGAAAGCCGCCCACUUCCCCCUGCCUUGGGCCCAAUAUCUCCCGUUGGACUAAAUCAUCUCCCGGAAAGGCGGCCAGUCUGGCUCGGAAGCCAGAAGAGAUGGAGACCUCACGGGUUUCCCGGGGAGCUGGUCCCGCGGGUGAAUCACUCACGCUGUGAGAAAUCUGGUCUCAUUUCGAAUGGGAGUUUGUCUGUCUGGCUUUAACUUCCAGCCCUUGGGUCUUGCUCCUCCUUCCUUCCAUGUUGCAGGGCUGCUCUGGCUGCAACGCAAAGUGCUUGGAAAUGCCCUGCCGAUGGUCAUGUCCUGAGAUCACCCGCUGGGGGUGACCGUGGGCGCCUGGCUUAGUUCCUACAGUGGCAGUCCUGUGGUGCUAUCCUGGGAGAUAGAUCUUCAGCUGCCCCUCUGAGCAGGAAGGUGGGUCCCAGGGGAGAGGGCACAGGAAAAUGUGGGUUUCCUGCUCUACCAUGGACUUCCUCUGUGACGUUGGCCAAGUCACUUAGUUACUCUGUGCCUCAGUUUCCCAUCUGUAUAAUAAGGAUAAUAAUGCAUUGAAAGAUUGUGAGGGGUUUGAGCUCUACUGAGAGAAAGCACUAUGCAAGAAACAGGCAUAAUUAUUUAUUCCAAGGGAGGGCUAUAAAACCUUCCGAAGCUAAAGGAAAUCGGUUCCACACCGAUGAGCUUCUACAAUAAUGGUGAAAACUCCACUGGGCCAGCAAGUCAACCAUGGUCUUCCCCUUGGAUCUCUCAGCUCUUUUAGACACAGUGGGCCCAGGGCAUGAAGUGCCUUGAAAAUCAGGCUGAGACCAUGAACUUGAUUCAAUAUUGUAGCGCAGACAUGGCCAGGUGGGCAUAUGGCCCCUGUAUCUGACCAUCUUCUCAAUAUUUCACCUAAGGGGGUCGUGUGUGGGUUUUGCCGAAUGGUGGGAACCAGCCGCUUGUCACGGUUAUUGCCACAUGUCUGUAUGAAUAACUGUUUUAGAGUCAGGUCCCAGGUAGGAUAUUGAGUUCUGAAUCUUCUGGGAGUCAAACCUGAGGCUGGGAGCCGACCUGGUCAAUGUGAGAACAAUGCACAUCCAUGGAGGCAGUCUCGGCUUGCUGGCUUGACAAGAUGCAGGCUGGUCAUCUACAGAGACCAACCAACCCCAAGGGAAUGCUCAGGAGAGGGGGGCCCUGGGCUUGGAGACAAGAGCUUGUGACUGGAUAAGAGCAGAAGAAAUGGCCCAUUACAGAGGAGUGACUUUGCCAGCAGGGGGAACAGGGGAUCCCUGCUCUCUGGACUGGACAAGUGCUGUAAGAACCAACCAGAGGGAGAGAAACACCUCAGCAGCCAGGAAAGGAACCUGUUAGCAAGGACGGGCUCUAGACGGCAUCUGAUGUUUUCCUUUUACUUGCUUUUUAUUUGAAUCUGUAUCUGAGGCUCUGUUAAAUGAACUUCAGUUUGGUUUGACUGUAAACCUGUAAGGGUUGGGGGUGCUGUCAUGAAUAGGGGGAAGGGUAGCAACCUUUAUGUAUCCUUGGCAACUGUACUGAAUUGCCUUACCUGUAAGGGGUUAAGUAGUUCAAAUAACCUAGUUGGCACCUGACCAGAAGGACCAAUAAGAAAAGAAAAUACUUUCAAAUCUGGGGGAGGAUUGAUUUGUUGUUGUUGUUCCCUCUCUGGAUGGAGGGAGAAGCCAAGCAGGUACAUCAUCUCCUGAAAAUAUACCUGGAAUAAUCCAUCUAAAUCCACAGAAAUUGUAAGUAGGGCAAGGAAAUGCAUUAGGUUAUCUUUUGUUUUAGCUUGUGAAUGUUCCUAUGCUACAGAGCUACUUUUAUUCCUGUGGGUUUUUUUUUUUUUGGUAACUGUGAAGCUGAGCCCAAAGGGGAACCCUCUGUGUUUUAAAUCUUAUUACCCUGUAAAGUUACCUUCCAUCCUGAUUUUGCAGGUGUGAUUCCUUUAUUUUUUUUCUUUAUAAAUAAAGUUCUUCU
This is a messenger RNA of Dermochelys coriacea (leatherback sea turtle), 4250 nucleotides long. Its product is annotated as RING finger protein 112-like. The record is from RefSeq and is a predicted model, not a curated record. The coding region runs from base 229 to 2109 and encodes 626 amino acids. The transcript has 14 exons. Lineage: Eukaryota; Metazoa; Chordata; Testudines; Dermochelyidae. Gene Ontology annotation, biological process: protein homooligomerization; endoplasmic reticulum organization. Gene Ontology annotation, molecular function: GTP binding; GTPase activity.